AUGGCCUCGUCCAAUCAGAGUCCAGAUCAGACCGUCCCAGAUGACGACGAGGAAGCAGCCCGCGAGAUCCAGGAAGUGCAGUCCAAAUACUUGCGCUGUCCGUCGCCUAGUUUCUCCUUGAUGUCUGAUUCUCGGUUCUCGAUGAUCUCUGGGUCUGAAGCCGACAGCAUUUUCAUGGAACCGAUUCACCUUUCGUCUGCAAUCGCCGCCAAGAAAAUCAUCAAUGAAGAGCUCCCGCCUCGUGGCCCACCCACAUUCUCGUACCCAGACUCGUACUAUGAACCCGCGGAGCAGCAGAUGGUGGAGGACCUGUACGAGCGCGUGAAGGAGCUAACGGACGAGCGCUCUCCCUACAACACGCCUUGUGUGCUCGACCUGCAGAGGGCGCUGCUGAGGGAGAGAGCUGAGGCCCCGACUAAUGCUGUGGACGAAGUGUGGCCUAAUAUCUACAUCGCAGAGAAGUCGGUGGCAGUGAACAAGGCUCGUCUGAAGCGCAUGGGCGUCACUCACGUCCUAAACGCGGCUCAUGGCACCGGAGUGUACACCGGCGCCACCUUCUACAGCGGCAUGGGACUGCACUACAUGGGCAUCGAGGUGGACGACUUCUCAGACAGUGACAUCUCUCAGCACUUCAGACCCACAGCAGAGUUCAUGGACGAGGCUCUACUCACACAUAAAGGCAAAAUCCUGGUAAACUCCAUGAUGGGCAUAAGUCGCUCAGCCGUCCUGGUGGCGUCGUACCUCAUGAUCUUCCAGAACAUGUCGGUCCUCGAGGCCCUCACUGCCAUUCGCAACAAGCGCCCCAUCUCCCCCAACGAGGGGUUUCUCAAGCAGCUUCGAGACUUCAACGAGACCCUGAUGGAGGAGAGAGACGAUGACGAUGACACCCUCAGCCAGUGCUCUGUCAUCGAUGCCAAGACCAGGAGGCAGAUCUUUGGAGAGAGUUAUGAGGACGAGGAGUUUGAGGACGAGGUCGAUGAGGAGAGCGUGGCGGAGGCUAAAGCCCACUCCAUCAUGAUGGACGAGGAGGAGGAUGGAGCUAGCGUUAUGAGUAGCAUUCCGUCGCUAGCAUCGUCAGCUGCAGCGGAAGCUCUACGGAACGGGUUGAUUCCCAAAGCGGGGGCCGGGAAUGAGGACUCAAAGCCAAUGCUGGUGUUGCCUCAGGACGAAGACGACCAGGACUUUAACCAAGACGACGACGACGGACUGGACAGCAUCAUCAGGGAAUGGCAGAGACGCAACGAGAAAUAUCAGAACGACGACUGGUUUGAGGCGCAGCUGAACAGUGACGCGGAGGACGAGGAACUGGGCGCGGUGCUAACGAACAAGAAGCAGAAAAGUGGAGACUUGGAGAGCGUGACGAGCGAAGAUGUGAGAUCGGUGAAGGAGAAACUGAAGCGGAGGAUGAGGCAAAGGGACGAGGUCUCUGUUGCGUCCAGUUGCACGAGUUACUCCGAUUUGUGGAAGCAGAGGUUGAAGGAGAUUGAAGAGCAAGCCGCAGCUAGAUAUCGUAAGAAAGAAGUUAAAGAGGAAGAGGAGAAGAAGGAGCAAGGAGCAAAGAAGCUAAUCGACGACGAAGUGGAAAGCCUCAUGUCUGACACAACCUCUAUGUAUAACUUUUGUCAGAAGAACAAAGAAAGCAUGACCCCGCUGGAGAGAUGGAGAGUGAAGCGGAUCCAGUUUGGUUGGAAUAAGAAAGAUCGCGAAGAUGGCGAUAGAAGUACAGUCCUCAACGGCGAAGAGGGGGAGGAAGAGGCAUCUACAAAGCGCUAUGAAGACGUCAAUCUCACCGCGUACCAGUCCUGGAAGCUACGGCAGCAGAGGCGGCUGGGCGUCGAGGAUAGCAACGAGGACUUUGUGGAGUUCAGCCGAGGAGAGGAGUCUACUAAAGCAGCGAAGCGGCGGCAGAAGAGAGAAGAGAUUCUGGAGCGGUCCAAGAAGAAUCUGGAGGAAAGCCAGUCCUUGUGCGGGUGGGAGACUGAGAGCUGUGUUAGCGGGGGGACUAUACCGCUAUCGGCGUUCUGGGCAGGGGUCACAGCUCCACCUAGCAUCCAAAACAACGACGAUAACCUGUCAAUGAUCAGUGGAAGAUCCUCCAAUAUAUCAUCUGUGUCGCAGGCUAGGAGCGUCAAAUCAACACAGUCCAAUGUGUUGCCAAUAAUUCCACCAAUUCUGCCAGUUCCAACAGUGCAAGGCCCAGGUGGGGAGCAGAUGGUGAACCUGGCUAGCAUUCAAAACUGGAUUUCUAACGUUGUGACGGAAACAAUUAAGCAAAAGACAACAGAGAUGAGUUUGCCACCAUCUAGAGCUGGAUCUGAGGUUAGCUACGGCAGUCUAGGAGCUGGUAGCGUUUUAUCUGGGCCACGAAUGGAGGUGGACAAGGCGUCGAUGCUUAGCGGCGCCUCUUAUCUCAAUGCUAACCGCCCUAAAGCAGAUACUGUAAUUUCUGGAGCGAGUGGAGCUACUUCGCGACUGACUGGGCAAGGAUCCGUUCUCGGGUCAACUUUAGGCUCGAGCUACGAGUCCAGUCUUGGUACAAGAAAGAAGAAAAUCACAACCACGAGUGUUCCCUUGUUCAGCUUGUUCCAGGACGAGGUGGACCUGAAGAAACUGGACGAAAUCAACAACGACAUCAGGACAGAAGUGCGAGAAACAAUGGACAAGUAUGAGAAAAAGAAGAUUCUGGAAGACAACAGACGCAGCACUUUGUACAAGAAGAAGAAACCGAAAGACGACGACGAAGAUGAGGAGGAGGUGGAGGAGCGCAAACGCAGAGAGGAGGAGUUCCUGCAGGAGGCCAAGAAAAAGGAGAAACCGGUGCGAAGUUUCGGCCAAUCCGGGUGCCUCAAUCUGAACCCGGCGCUUCUAGAGAAGGAGAGAAAUACCAGCAGCAUUGACAAUUGGCUGAAGAGCGUGAGACCUCCGCCGAGAAAGACAGAGCAAGACCUUGACGAUCUCUACGACGACCUGGACGCAUCGGCUUCAGUGCUCGGGGAUCCGAGAGGAGACGACGACGAUGGAGAGAGAUACGAGGCGAGAUAUAGGCCUCGGUUUGGCGAUGACACUAGUGGGGAAUACUCACAUGAUUUGGGGAGGAGUGGGAGAGAGGGGGAGAGAAGGAGGGAGGCAAUUGCGGAGGAGGAGGAAGACGAUAUAUCCAGUUUCCUCGCUCAAACAAGGCAGAGGGUCAGAGCGAGAGCAUUGGCCGAAGCUGAAGACGACGAGGUCCUGAAGGCGUGGAGAGAGCAGCAGGACGCAAAGGCCAAAAAGAACGAGGACUAA
Molecule: messenger RNA, 3282 nt
Organism: Knipowitschia caucasica
Lineage: Eukaryota; Metazoa; Chordata; Actinopteri; Gobiiformes; Gobiidae
Source: the annotation of a GenBank genome assembly